This is a messenger RNA of Clarias gariepinus (North African catfish), 2537 nucleotides long. It is a transcript of the gene chm, whose product is annotated as CHM Rab escort protein. The coding region runs from base 23 to 2005 and encodes 660 amino acids. Lineage: Eukaryota; Metazoa; Chordata; Actinopteri; Siluriformes; Clariidae. Gene Ontology annotation, molecular function: GDP-dissociation inhibitor activity. Gene Ontology annotation, cellular component: cytoplasm; nucleus; cytosol. The record is from RefSeq and is a predicted model, not a curated record. The transcript is spliced from 15 exons. Gene Ontology annotation, biological process: small GTPase-mediated signal transduction; protein geranylgeranylation; vesicle-mediated transport.
ACGUGACUGUUUCAGCUAAACCAUGGCAGCCGACAACCUCCCAUCUGAAUUUGACAUUAUCAUCCUCGGGACAGGCCUUACUGAAUCUGUCAUUGCUGCUGCAUGCUCACGGGUAGGACAGAGAGUUCUACACUUAGACCGGAGAAACUACUAUGGGGGAAACUGGGCCAGCUUUACGUUCAAUGGCCUGCUGUCAUGGAUUGAUGAGUACAAGGCACAGCAAGAAACUCCAAGCACCAAGUCAGAACAGGGGUGGAACGAUCAAAUCACGGAAGAAGAGGAGGUGGUUUUUCUCAGCUCUGUAGACUCUUCCAUCUCCAAUCUGGAAGUAUUCUCUUAUGCCAGCGAAGAGUCUGAGGACGAGGAGCAACUGAAGGUUCCUGUGGAAACUAUCUUGCUCAAAGCAGCUGAGGAGAUAGAUAACUGCCAAACAGAAACUCAAGAUGUGGAUUCUUUCAGUGCUUGUGCACAAGAUGAUGCUGAUACAAAGAAUCUCGGUGUGAAUGAGCAAAUGUAUAAGAGCCAGGAACCCUGCCAAUUAGAGGAAGGCAAAAAAGAUGAGCAGCCAAUAGGAAGCCAAGAGCAAGCAGUAGAAGUGAAAAAGAAAAUAACAUAUGCAAAGCUACUGAAGGAGGGGCGCAGAUUUAACAUCGAUCUUGUAUCUAAGUUGUUGUAUUCCCGUGGCUUACUGGUGGACCUUCUCAUCAAGUCCAAUGUCAGUCGUUAUGCUGAGUUCAAGAACAUCAGUUGCAUCCUGACCUGUCAUAAUGGCAAAGUAGAGCAGGUCCCGUGUUCGCGUGCAGACGUAUUUGGCAGUAAGCAGCUGACAGUGGUGGAAAAGCGUAUGCUGAUGAAAUUCCUUACUUUUUGCCUGGACUUUGAGCAACACCAAGAGGAAUUUCAAGGUUUUUCAGAGAUGCCAUUUUUGGAGUUUCUCAAACAUAAGAACCUAACAGAGAAUCUACAGCAUUUCAUUUUGUACUCCAUUGCCAUGGUGAGCCAAGAUGCUCCAACCAACAGUGGCCUGAAGGCUAUGCAGCACUUCUUGUGUUGUCUUGGUCGCUAUGGAAAUACACCCUUCCUGUUCCCCCUUUAUGGCCUAGGUGAAAUCCCACAGUGCUUUUGCAGAAUGUGUGCUGUUUUUGGAGGCAUUUAUUGUUUGAGGCAUUCUGUACAGUGUCUGGUUGUGGACAAGGAGUCGGGCAAGUGUAAAGCUGUGAUUGACACACAUGGACAGCGAAUUAGUUGCAGCCAUUUUGUGGUGGAAGACAGCUACCUUCGAGAUGAGCAGAGAAUGCAAACAACAUACAAGCAGAUAUCCAGAGCAGUGGUCAUUACAGACCGGUCAAUUUUACCUGAGUCUGAUCAGCAGAUUUCGUUGGUUACAGUGCCUCCUCUUGAGCCUUCCUCUCCAGCUGUAAGGAUGGUGGAGCUCAGUUCCGCCUCCAUGACGUGCAUGCCUGGAACCUAUCUGGUCCACCUGACCUGCUCGUCAUCAGGCUCAGCUCAUGAAGAUUUGGCAUCUGUUGUUUCCAGGCUCUUUUAUGUACCCAGCAACUCCACAGAGGAAUUUGUACAAGGAUCAGAGAAGCCUGUGGUAUUGUGGGUGCUGUACUUCAACAUCCGGGAUACAUCUGGCCUUGACAAAAGCAGCUACAAUCUGCCAAGUAACGUCCAUGUGUGCACAGGCCCUGAUGACGGCUUGGGCAGUGAUUACUCUAUUAAUUUGGCUGAAUCAGUGUUUCAUCAGUUGCUACCUGAUGAGGAGUUCUGUCCGCCUGCUCCUAACCCUGAGGACAUCAUAUAUGACAACGAUCAAGGAGAAAGCACCACCUUUGAGAGUGACAGUCACAAAGAAGGGGAGGUUAUCGAGGGAAAGGAUGGGCCUCAGAAAAACGAGCAACAAUCAUGUAGCUCCGAACCUGCAGAGGGGACAGAUAGUGCUAGUCAGGAUAUUAUAACUGAAUGUGAUAAUCAAAGCCUGCCACUGGGGAAUAGUUCCUAAUAAAAAUGACUGUUUGUUAAAUCUUACACAAGUGACUGUCAUCUUCUGGCCUGGGAUCUACAUUCUUGCAUAAUUUAGCAUUUAUUUUAAGCAACAACAAAAAAAUAAAAUGCUUAAAUGCAAACAUAGACUAUGCAGGAAUCUAGCAUUUCAAAAGAGAAGUGUUUCAACUUGUACAGUAUGUAACACUGUUCUGGCCUUGGUCUUCUUUGAAGUAAGAUGGAGGAGGGGGUGGAGGAUGUACUAGUAUUUUAUUACUAGUAUGUUUCCAUUCUGCUGCAAAAAAAUAUUUAAAAGCAAAAAAAUGGAUUUCUGUUAUUUCUCAAUACCUGAUGUAAGACUUUGUUAUAUACAUACAGUAUAUAAUGUAGAAGACACACAUCCCUUAUCUGAUAUGAACAGGUCUGUGUACCUGAGAAUAUUGCUUUGGCCCUGACCAGUGUUGGAAUAAAUAUCUAAGAGCAUGCAGCUAAAAAGCCACCUACCUUAAAAUGAAAUGUUGGUAAAUAAAUAAUGCUUGUUUUGUUCCUGA